AUGGCUGACCACGAAUACAACGCCGAGGAGGCUGCCGAGAUCAAGAAGAGAAGACAGUUCCGCAAGUUUUCUUACCGCGGCAUUGACCUCGACCAGCUCCUUGACCUCUCUUCCGAGCAGCUCCGCGAUGUCGUUCACGCCCGUGCCCGCAGACGUUUCAACCGCGGUCUGAAGCGCAAGCCCAUGGGUCUCAUCAAGAAGCUUCGCAAGGCCAAGCAGGAGGCCAAGCCCAACGAGAAGCCCGACCUCGUCAAGACCCACCUCCGUGACAUGAUCGUCGUCCCCGAGAUGAUCGGCUCCGUCGUCGGUAUCUACUCCGGUAAGGAGUUCAACCAGGUUGAGAUCAAGCCCGAGAUGGUUGGCCACUACCUGGCUGAGUUCUCUAUCUCUUACAAGCCCGUCAAGCACGGUCGUCCCGGUAUCGGUGCCACCCACUCUUCCCGUUUCAUUCCCCUCAAGUAA
This is a messenger RNA of Penicillium canescens, 462 nucleotides long. RefSeq names its product 40S ribosomal protein uS19. Gene Ontology annotation, cellular component: cytosolic small ribosomal subunit; ribosome. Gene Ontology annotation, biological process: translation; ribosomal small subunit assembly. The record is from RefSeq and is a predicted model, not a curated record. The coding region runs from base 1 to 462 and encodes 153 amino acids. Gene Ontology annotation, molecular function: RNA binding; structural constituent of ribosome. NCBI's taxonomy places the organism in Eukaryota, Fungi, Ascomycota, Eurotiomycetes, Eurotiales, Aspergillaceae. The transcript is spliced from 5 exons.